Arachis ipaensis is the source of this 644-nucleotide messenger RNA. The record is from RefSeq and is a predicted model, not a curated record. Lineage: Eukaryota; Viridiplantae; Streptophyta; Magnoliopsida; Fabales; Fabaceae.
CAGAAAUUAAAAAGAAUUAAAAAAAUGAUGUUUAUGUUCUUAAAUCUUAGCAUGUCGAACACCGAAGCCGAGCACCGCAAAGAGGAGGAGGCUCCCGCCGGCGAGGACGAGGACACCGGAGCUCAGGUAGCUCUAAUCGUCAAAUUCGAAGAGGUCACCGUCUCCACUGGCGAAGAAAACGAACAUGCUAUUCUCGAUCUUAAAUCCAAGCUAUAUCGAUUCAAUAAGGACGGGAAUCAAUGGAAGGAGCAAGGUGCUGGAACAGUGAAGUUCCUGAAGCACAAGGAAACUGGAAAGGUUUGCCUUCUCACGAGGCAAUCUAAGACGCUCAAGAUCUGCGCCAAUCAUUUGAUUCUACCUUCGAUGAGUGUGCAGGAGCACUUCGGGAACGAAAAAUCAUGUGUUUGGCAUGCUAGAGACUUCGCCGAUGGUGAAUUGAAAGAUGAGCUUUUCUGCAUUCGGUGCAUUUUGCUGUCGACGGAGACGACGAUGUGGGACUGGGCGGCGAAGUUGUGGACCUCGUCGGGGAGAAGAAGGUAGAGAAGGAGGCAGGAGCUGAGAUGGUACGGUGGCGGAAAGAGAGAGAAGAAGAAUUGGGGUUGUGGUUGGGAUGGGGGGUUCCGAAGAAAGAGGUAGGAGGAAGG